AUGGCCUUCCAGAUUGCUAACCUGAGGCAUCCAAAUUCUAAAACCAACACAGUGGUCUUUGCCAUGUUCCAUGCAAAAGAUAGUUGGGCUAAUUUAAAGACAGCCUUAAUGAAAUAUAAAGAACAAGUAAACACCUUGAAAGAAGCAACCUGGGCGUAAGUGAAAAAAAAUUUACCACACUUUUAGUUAAUCGGGAGAAUAGAGACCUGAAAUAGCAUAAUAUUAAUUAAAUUUUUAUUUUUGUUUUGCCCAUUUCUAGAGGUAAAAAGAAAGUGGUUUUCCUGUUUGGUGACUAUGAGUUCCUAUGCAAGCUGUUUGGAAUAGCUGGUGCCUCAGGUAUGAUCCAGACAAUAAUUCACAUAUACAAAUAAUAAUGAUUUAGCAAUUCAAUAAAAUAAUAUAAAUGUAGCCUCUACUCUACAUAACUAUUUCUGUGAAACAGGUUUCCACCAUAAGAAUUGUAUUUGCAGGCAAAUAUCCAUGUCUUUGGUGCAAGAUAAAUCAUGAAGUAAUGCAAGUCUCUUGCCAUAAACAUAGGCAUGCUGAAAAACGAAGUCUUGAAAACAUUCAAGAGGAUUAUGAUAAGUUUGUAGCAGAUGGCUCUGUUACAAGUCGACAGAAGUUUUAUCACAAUGUGAUUCACGAGAAACUGCUGGACAUUGAAUUGGACAAAGUAAGAUACAAGAGUUUAUUUUAUUGCUUUGAAGAGGGACUUACAGGCCACCUAACUAAAUGGUUGUCUAUUUCAGGUUUGUGUUCCUGGACUUCACAUUAGCUUGGGUGUGUUUAAGAAACUGUUUGACGAACUAGAGAACCAGUGCUUUGAGCUGGACAAAAAAAUUCAAAUGGUUCUAGCAGGAGACAGUGAAGAGAAUGAUGAGAAAAUCCAGGCAUUCAGAGCUGCCCAACUACAUACCAGACAAGCACAACAAUUUAAUGAAAAAACCAAUUAUUUACAGGAGUUGCUGAAUUUACAAAGUCUGCAUACUAAUGUUGAUAUCAUGCCUGCCUACUUUACACUACUACAGGAGGAGAUAGCCAAAACUCCUUGGAAAUGCAAAGGAGGAGGUAAAAAUAAUAUAUUGGUGCUUUCCAGUAUCAUAGCUGUACAAUCCUCCAAAUCCAUUUUACAUGUUUCAAACCCAUCUUAAUUUUUUAGUUAAAGAAGUUAUGAUUUUAUUUUAUAGAUCAUUUAUUUGUAAUAAGCAGUAAGUCAAAUAACCCAGAUUUAAAUAGUAUUAUCUCAACAUUAUAGGAAAAGCUUGCAGAUGAACAAAUGGAAUUGGCUGCCUUUGAGAAAGCCAAUGGACCACUAUCGGUUCAUUUGGAUGAGGUUCUCAAGAAAAUGAAUGUUGAGAGACAAGCUUAUCAUGGAAAAUCAUUCAUUGGUAAUCAUGUACACACUUGCUGCAAGGUAACACAAAUUCUACCCUUAGAGUAGGAAUUUGUUGAGUCACAAAAUUUCAUUGAAUUGUUGCAUUUGUUUUUUGGUAGGAAGACAACAUCAUUAAACUUAAUGCAGUGCUGUGCUGACAAAAACAGAGGAGUUGUGUCCUUCCCUCCUUUCUCAAGCAAGAGAAAUUAGCGUGAAAUUUGAACAAGUUUUUAAGUUAUUUGCUGCUUGCCACUUUGUCUAUGACAGUGCAGACUAUCUCAAUGAUGGCAAGAUUGAUAAGCUAGGUAACUGAAAGAAAAAACCUGACUUUCAUGGAAAAACAUGAAUACAGCAAUAAGAUCAUGUCUUAAGUCCACCUUUUCUUGUUUUCUUGUUGCAGAGGAAGACAUCACAAAUUUUCUUCAGUUCCUUAGGGAAAAAUUUCCAGACAUGACAGUCACACCAAAGCUGCAUAUGCUAGAAGAACAUGUUUGCCCUUUUCUUCGACAAUGGCACAUGGGCCUUGGAUUCUACGGUGAACAAGGGAUUGAAGGAAUACACUCUGAAUUCAAUACCCAGUCCCAGCAUUUUGACCAUGUGAAGAAAAAGGACACGAGAUUGCGUCAAAUCCUUGUCAACCAUCACAUUGCCACGAGUCCGGAACUAGCAGGGAAAGCUCCCAAACCUAAAGAAAGAAUUUUAAAACGAAAAGCGAACGAGUAA
Pocillopora meandrina is the source of this 2098-nucleotide messenger RNA. The record is from the annotation of a GenBank genome assembly. NCBI's taxonomy places the organism in Eukaryota, Metazoa, Cnidaria, Anthozoa, Scleractinia, Pocilloporidae.